CACCACUGUUGCUGCGGUCAUGGCCGAUUCCGAUGAAGAUUAUAUUGGAGAACUCUCGGAAGACGGUGAAGAAAAUAAUGUCGUUCAGCCACGAGGAGGGUCCGCUCGGGUUUCUCGCUCAAGGAGGAAGAGACAACGCGGAGGCGCCGAAUGGGAGGUUUCGCGAACGUGGGAGACACUCGUCGAGGGUGCCGAUGGAACGAUCAGCUCCACGGUCGAGGGUCUCCUCGAAGCUGGAAAACGGAAGAGGCUCCUGAAAGACACCACCCCGUUGCAACGGGGUAUCAUUCGACAUCUUAUUUUAAUCUUAGAUUUAUCGCAAUCGAUGACGGAGAAAGACCUGCGACCUACGCGAUACCUUCUCAUGAUCCGAUACGCCCAAGACUUCGUGAAGGAAUUUUUCGAGCAGAAUCCGAUCGCCCAGCUUGGAGUACUUGGUUUACGAGAUGGUUUAGCAAUUCGGAUCACUGACAUGAGUGGAAAUCCGACUGAGCAUAUCAGCGCGAUUCAGGCUCUCAGAGACGAUGACCCAAAGGGCCUACCCAGUAUGCAAAAUGGCCUGGAGAUGGCUCGCGGCGCUCUAUUUCACACCCCAAGCCAUGGCACCCGGGAGAUUCUGAUUGUCUUCGGGUCGCUUCUGUCCUCAGACCCCGGCGAUAUACACCAAACAAUAGCCACACUUGUCAAUGAACGGAUUCGGGUUGGGAUUGUCGGCCUUGCCGCUCAAGUCGCUAUUUGCCGAGACCUUUGCUCAAAAACCAAUGGCGGCGAUGAUACCGCUUAUGGCGUGGCGCUCAAUGAGCAACAUUUUCGUGAGUUGAUGAUGGAUGUGACGACUCCACCAGCCACGUAUUCUCAGAAACAAUCCGCGAGCUCCCUCUUGAUGAUGGGCUUUCCGUCUCGUACCGUUGAGACGUUGCCCUCGCUUUGCGCCUGUCAUUCGAAACCUUCUCGUGGAGGAUAUUCAUGUUCUAGGUGUGACAGCAAAGUCUGUGGCCUCCCCGCCGAGUGUCCUUCUUGCGGUCUAACCCUGAUUCUUUCGACCCAUCUUGCUCGAUCGUACCACCAUUUAUUCCCUUUGAUCAACUGGGUGGAAGUUCCGUGGCAACGGGCUUCCCUUAGUACCGCAUGCUUUGCUUGCGGUAUGUCUUUCCCUCCAGUACCUCCCAAGGAUCAAUGGCAACACACAGAAAGCCACUCCAAAGGGAUGAGUGUAAGCAGUCGCUAUGAAUGCAAUGUGUGCAGGAACCACUUUUGCAUCGACUGCGAUGUAUUUGCACACGAAGUCGUUCACAAUUGCCCUGGUUGUCAGAGUGGAGUUGUGUCUUCUGAGAAGCCGGAAACUUCUAAUACCAAGAAGAUGUCACAAGAUAUGGACACUUCGGUAUAGCGCAUUUGCGCUUGAGUUCACAUGAGGAAUUUACAUAAUGCAUGGGUGGUGUUAUCUCUCUCUCUCUUUUUCCCCUUUUCAUGUUCCUUUACCCUUUUUUUUUUCUAAAACUUUGUGUAUUCUCUUUUGUCGGCUUGGGUAGCUGAAUGUUAUUCAUAGAGUUUAUGCCUGUUUAGCG
Molecule: messenger RNA, 1568 nt
Organism: Aspergillus campestris IBT 28561
Lineage: Eukaryota; Fungi; Ascomycota; Eurotiomycetes; Eurotiales; Aspergillaceae
Product: TFIIH/NER complex subunit SSL1
Exons: 3
Coding region: 20-1390 (456 amino acids)
Biological process (GO): nucleotide-excision repair; regulation of transcription by RNA polymerase II; DNA-templated transcription
Cellular component (GO): transcription factor TFIIH core complex; transcription factor TFIIH holo complex
Molecular function (GO): zinc ion binding
Source: RefSeq, a predicted model, not a curated record